This is a messenger RNA of Xyrauchen texanus (razorback sucker), 1618 nucleotides long. Its product is annotated as tricarboxylate transport protein B, mitochondrial-like. The coding region runs from base 17 to 937 and encodes 306 amino acids. NCBI's taxonomy places the organism in Eukaryota, Metazoa, Chordata, Actinopteri, Cypriniformes, Catostomidae. Gene Ontology annotation, biological process: mitochondrial citrate transmembrane transport. The record is from RefSeq and is a predicted model, not a curated record. The transcript is spliced from 9 exons.
GAGUGAUUGACAGGAGAUGACGCGCGGAGCUCUGAGCGCAGCGGCGCCCGCGGGCAAAGCCAAACUCACCCAUCCUGGAAAAGCCAUCCUGGCAGGUGGCAUUGCGGGCGGCAUUGAAAUCUGCAUCACUUUUCCUACAGAGUAUGUUAAGACACAACUUCAGUUAGAUGAGAAGGCCAACCCUCCCCGCUACAGAGGCAUCACGGACUGUGUAUCACAGACUGUUCGUCAUCACGGAGGGAAGGGUUUAUAUAGAGGCCUCAGCUCAUUACUGUAUGGCUCCAUACCUAAAUCUGCUGUCAGGUUUGGUGUGUUUGAAAUAUUGAGUAAUCACAUGAAAGAUGAGUCGGGGAAAUUAGACAGCACUCGUGGUUUAGUGUGCGGUUUAGGCGCAGGUGUCAUGGAGGCGGUUCUGAUCGUCUGUCCUAUGGAGACGGUAAAGGUGAAAUUCAUCCAUGAUCAAUCCUCAGCCAAUCCCAAAUAUCAAGGUUUCUUUCAUGGAGUGCGAGAGAUUGUCAGAACACAAGGAAUCAGGGGGACGUAUCAAGGCCUCACAGCGACUGUCCUUAAACAAGGAUCCAAUCAGGCGAUACGAUUCUUCGUCAUGACAUCUCUCCGGAACUGGUACAAAGGUGAUAACCCCAACAAGUCCAUCAACCCCAUCAUAACAGGUACGUUCGGUGCAAUCGCCGGGGCAGCUAGUGUGUUUGGAAACACGCCUCUGGACGUCAUCAAGACCAGAAUGCAGGGUUUGGAAGCUCACAAGUAUAAAACCACUAUGGACUGCGCCGUGAAGAUCAUGAGACACGAGGGACCAGCUGCGUUCUACAAGGGCACGAUCCCUCGUCUGGGGAGAGUGUGUUUGGACGUGGCCAUCGUCUUUAUCAUCUAUGAGGAGGUGGUGAAGCUCCUGAACAAAGCCUGGAAGACCGAGUGAAAAAUGAAGAGAGAAAGGAUGAGAAGAUUACACGAGACUCGAUCACUGUGUUUUUCAAUAGCAGUACCGAACGCAGCUCUCCAUUUGCACAUCUGUCACAGUCCGCUGUUUACUUUCACUUCUGUUUCAUUUUAUGAGUUUUUUGCCAGCAUCUCUUCUUAUUAGUGCUUCCUUGAAAUAUGCACAUAAUAAUAAUAAUAUAUUUUUAUUUCUUACAGAGGCUCAUCAUAGCUCUAAAAUAUAUCGAUGGUAAGUUGUAAGUGAUUUACAAGUGCCAAAUUUAACACAUUCAUAAAUGUAUGUUAUAGACAUUUGUACAUACACAAAAGACAGAAAAGUAUAUAUAGUAAAUAGUGCAUUUAAUGUUUUAACUUGUCCAGACCGACAAAAUCUUGAAAGACUUUAAAUAUCCAUAUACUCCCAAGAUUUCGAGUAUACAUUUGUUUACAUAUAGAGAGAAAUUGAACCUACUGAUCAUUCCAUAUUAUGACGUUAGUAUCCAUUUUUAUGCCUUUUUGUUUUUAAUCUAACGCAUACAUUUAAAAAAAAUUAUGCCUUUUUUUUAAUUCAUAUUAAUUGAAGUGUAUUUUUAUAUUUAUUUCCCUGUUAUUUUGCACAUGUGUACGGAAGAGGAUUAGGGCCAAGCAAUAAUAAAAAAAAAUAAAGCCAUCUCGAGAUUAA